ACGAAAUCAAAACAUCUAGUCUGACCCUUUCCAACCGCCUGUGCAUGACAAGAUGCUUAUAGAAGACCAGAGAUUCCUCCACGAGGACCUGGAACGCCUUGAGCAAGCCAUCACAGAGCGAGUGUCUGAAGAUCCCAGAAAUAUCAAAGACCGGUUAAAUAGAGACCACCAGAUCAAUGGCUUCCUUACGCGAAUACAAGAUCAAUCCAAAAGACUGCUAGACAUUUACAAAGAUGCAGAGGGACUGCGAUCCAAAGAAGUGCAGAGUUUAACAACUGGCGAUCCAUUCGAAGAAUUUUACAAACAGUUUGAGGAUGUCAAAGAUUUUCACCGCAGAUAUCCCAAUGAACCCGUCGAAAACCUGGAGCGCGCAUAUAAGCGCCGUCGCGCCGAAGAAGGCGAGCCCAUUGUUUCCGAGAUUGACAACAUGUUCACCGGCGAAGAGUCCAACGGCCGAUUCCUUGACAUGACCACCUUACACGAAGACUACCUCAACCUCCCAGGGGUCAAGCGCCUGUCGUACCUCCAGUAUCUUGAUAAUUUUGACGCCUUCGAGCCCCCACGUCUUCCGAUCAAGCGUCAGAACAAAGUCACAGACACCUACCUCAAAUACGUGGCCGACCUCGCCAGCUACCUAGAAGGUUUCGUCCGGCGCACGAAACCCCUCGAUGAUCUCCCCAAACUGUUCCUCCGCCUCGAUCGAGAUUUCGAAACUGCGUGGGAAAACGGCACAGUGCCUGGAUGGGCAAAAUUACAAUCAAAGGAUGUUGCGACAGAUGGACCACAGACAGAAGGCACAGGAUCAGGAACAUGGUGUCCAGACUGCGAAAAGGAAUUCAACAACCCCAAUGUUUACAAAGCUCAUCUCACGGGCAAGAAACAUAUUCGCAACGCCGAAGCCAAAAAGUCACAAGCCAACGGCGCGGCCGACGACGCCACCAAGCCAUCAGGUCCAUCCUCAUCUCUCUCCGGAACCGCCCUGAAAGAACGAGUAAUCGCAUCGCACGAGUUUCGAAUCCGGGCACUCGCAGAUCUACUCUCCAACGAACGAUCCAACACACGCGUCAACGUCGAACGCAAACAAGGCAUGACAGAACGAGAGCGACAAGCCGAACUCGACGCCCUCUUCGCCGAAGACGACGCCGCCAUGAUAGCAUCCGACCGACGGGGCGACCCACGACACGGCGAAGACUCCGGCUCCGACUCGGACUCGGACGAAAAAGUCUACAACCCCUUGAAACUCCCUCUCGCAUGGGACGGCAAACCCAUUCCCUACUGGCUGUACAAACUGCACGGUCUCGGCGUGGAAUUCUCAUGCGAGAUCUGCGGUAAUUUCGUGUACAUGGGUCGACGCGCAUUCGACAAGCACUUUAGUGAAGGUCGACAUGUGUAUGGACUCAAGUGUCUUGGUAUUACGGGUUCCGGGGCUGGUGGAUUGAGUUUGUUUCGUGAGAUUACGUCGAUUCAGGAUGCGUUGACCUUGUGGGAAAAGAUCAAAAAGGAGAAACGGGAUAAGGAAUCGAAAGAGGAUGGUGUGGUUCAGAUGGAAGACGGGGAGGGAAAUGUCAUGCCAGAGCGGAUUUAUCUCGAUUUGCAGAAACAGGGCAUCUUGUAAGAGUAGGUAGGUACUGGGGGUCACUUGACAGCGUGUGACUACUUAGCCCUGGUGGGCGAGCGCUUGUUGCAUAUAAUACAAUAUGUAAUACUUGCAAUGAUGCAGUUGGUCAUUGUACCAGAUUACUC
Molecule: messenger RNA, 1743 nt
Organism: Exophiala mesophila
Lineage: Eukaryota; Fungi; Ascomycota; Eurotiomycetes; Chaetothyriales; Herpotrichiellaceae
Exons: 2
Coding region: 53-1615 (520 amino acids)
Biological process (GO): mRNA splicing, via spliceosome
Cellular component (GO): nucleus; spliceosomal complex
Molecular function (GO): RNA binding; zinc ion binding
Source: RefSeq, a predicted model, not a curated record